This is a messenger RNA of Wyeomyia smithii (pitcher-plant mosquito), 1766 nucleotides long. RefSeq names its product transcription factor SPT20 homolog. The transcript has 3 exons. Lineage: Eukaryota; Metazoa; Arthropoda; Insecta; Diptera; Culicidae. The coding region runs from base 219 to 1418 and encodes 399 amino acids. The record is from RefSeq and is a predicted model, not a curated record.
AGGUUUCUGCAUCUGGUUCUGGUUUUGCUUCUAGCGUUUAUGCUGUUCGCCUGGUUUAUCCUCUGGGUUUAUACGGGGGGCUAAGAGAGAGAGAAGGGAACGUGUGAGAGCGCGAUUGUUAGGCGAACGUGCUGCCAAGACAACGGAACCUACACCAGCAGCAGCACCAGCAGCCCCAUCGAGUCGAUAUUAAUCGUAACGAGAUUCUCGGUGACCGGAUGGUGGAACUGAGUGAACGCAAACAGCAGCUGUCCAACAAUUGGCACCAUGUAAUCCAGGCCACCGAAACCGCACAGGACCAUAAAUAUAAGGGAAUGGUCAGACCAAACAACAACCACCAGGAGCCCGCUCCGAUCCGGCAUAUCCCCGCCUUUAGCUACCUAAACCCGAACGGCCAUCAGAUCCUGCGCUACUCACCGAACAACGUUGAUCAGCAAUCCUCACCGCAGUAUUAUCCCAACAAUGGACAAGCGGGCGACGGCAGUGGCCACCGUUACCACGAUAUGCCUUCGCAUUACCUGCAGAACCACCAGCAGCAGCAACAAGAGCAAACACCGCCGAACGGCCAGGGCAAGGGCAAAAAACAAAGUUCGAAAAACGAGUACAAGAUGAAGGAAAAGGAAAAUAAGGAACGCAAGAAGAAGGAGAAAAAAGCCAAGAAGGAGAAGGACAAAUCGUCGUCCUCCACCUCCGGGGCAUCUUCCGGGGUCAGCAGCUCGGUGGAGAAGGCCCGUAAGGAACCGAAGAAGAAACCUCCUAUGCCGUACCCGCAGCCCCAGAUGCAGCAGCAGCAGCAGCAACAACAACAAUCGCCAAGUUCAAAGCGGAUGGUCGAGCAGCACGAUUAUCAGAACAUUUCGGAAGAAACCAAAAUCGACAGUAACAGUCCGGUGAUGAGGAUGUUUGGUGACACCAAUUUCCUCCUGAACCAUCGCCGCAAAAAUGACGUAAAAACUCCUAAAGAAAGCAACCUCAGCUGUGGCCAGGGAGUCUGCGAACUUAUGAACGGCGUUUACCGUUUUAGUCCGCACGUAACGUCAUUUGCGGAGCUGGAAUCCGGCAAGGUUAGCCACCGUUCUCAUCCGUCCACGCUGGAUUCGAAGGAAUACCAUAAUUUCAAUGUGUCCAAAUAUCUGAACAUCGACGUCAAAACCCCAAACUUGCGCAGCGUCAAGAACCACAUCAGCUCCAACAGUAGCUGCUUGAGCACCGGAAGCAGCGGCUCCAAUUCGCUCAAUUCAUUCGAUUCGGUCGAACAGGCAAUAAUCUUCCAGAAAAAUAAAAACGCCGACUCCUAUCUGGGACCGUUCAACUUUCGCCAGCUGCUCCGGCCCACCCAGGGACCGACGGAAUCGCUCCGGAAGCGUAAAGGUAUCAAUCCACCGUCGCCGCCGCCACCGCAGCGCGGGAAAAGCUGAAUCGGCAGGCUGCUGUUGCCCUAGUUAAGCACCAAUUACCACGUCUACUGCGUUAAAAAUAAUUAUAUUAAACGAUUUUUGUUUUGUUGUUAUUGCUGUUCUUGUCUAAAAUAAUUCUAUUGUGCAUUUCGUUUACAACUCUGUGUGUGUGUAUUUUUUAGGUGUAUUGUUAAGAGUUUCGACAGACUGAUUCGUUCCGACUUUCUAGGGCCGGAAUGUUUACUUUCCGGGGGUUCAUGCGGAAAUAGUAUGCUAAAGCAGGGCCGUGUGUGGAAUCUAUUAUCAGAGAAAAUAACAUACCUAGUUUAACGAAAUAUAUUUACUCAAAUAUAAAUAAUUGAACUAAAA